This is a messenger RNA of Eutrema salsugineum, 1042 nucleotides long. RefSeq lists its product as uncharacterized. The transcript has a single exon. Bases 137 to 787 code for a protein of 216 amino acids. NCBI's taxonomy places the organism in Eukaryota, Viridiplantae, Streptophyta, Magnoliopsida, Brassicales, Brassicaceae. The record is from RefSeq and is a predicted model, not a curated record.
UUUAUAUCUAAGAUCCUUUUGCUUUCUUCUUCAGAUCUUGAAACAUACUCUAAACAAGACAAAACAAAACAGAAAACAAAGAUACGCUGCUCAAAAGACUUGGUAAAUCAAAAUUUCUGAAGAUUGGUGUCUGUCUAUGGGGAAGAAACAUCUUAGCAUUAACUCUCUGAGUUAUCAUUCCACGAAGGACGAAGAAAACGAAGAAGACAACAACUGCAAGAACAGUCUCUUCUUUGGAUUGUUCGAUGAUUCUGAAUCCACAAGGUCAAGAAGUGGGAGUAUGAAGAGACAAUACAGCGAUAUGGGAGAUAGCUACCACAGAAUUUAUGAAGAACAUCAUAAUGAUGUUGAUUAUGCUGAUGAUGGUGAUGAUGAUGAGGGAUCGAGGAUGGACAUGAGAGUCUUGAUGGUACUUGAGUAUAUGAGAGAGCUUUACGUGGGACAACUACAGCUGCUCAAGAAGAUGUUUCCAGGGGGAGCCAAAGACGAUUUUCUUGGUUUCUUCAACAAACUCGGAGACGCUAUGUCUCAAUUCAAACAAGAUUCUCGUCCUCCUGCAAAGUCGAUGACUAUGCAGAGGAGCCUCAGUGCUGGUUCACCUCGUGUCAGAGUGAGAGGGGUCAAUCUUGGCCCACCAGAUUUGAGAGAUGAAAGGUUUAAAGUUUCGACGGUUGAAGCCGGAGGUGCUCCAGCCGGAGGUGCUCCAGCCGGUGGAGCUGGUGGUGGAGCUACCGGAGGAGGUAAAGGUGGUGGCUCAGCGGCUGGUCAAGGCCAGACCAAGAAGUAGUCAGGCUUUGCCACGUGAGGCCAUGGAUGAUUAAACCUUAUGCCAUUCAGGGUUUGACAUUACACUAGACGUUACUUCCUGCUGAAUGGAAUGAAAUGUGAUACCUGUGAUUAUAAGUUUGGGUUCGAAUAAGACUUGUGAGUCAACUUGGGGAUUUCUAGUUUCUUAACUGGACAUCAAUUUCUUCAUCAUAAAUUAUGUAUUUUCCAUGUUGGUUUUACAUAGAGAUGAAAUAACAGUGGGCUCAUCCAAAGA